AUGUUUGGCUUCGGUCGAGUAAGUCAACACACACAUUACAUCACUCGCUCAAUCCCUGACCCUCAAAUUCCCCCCGCUGGUUGGCCUCAGUUGAUGCACCUCACGUUCGACGUGCUCCUCGUUUCGGCCUGCUUGGCCGGAAUCAAGCGUUCGACCGGUCUCUCCCCCGCGUUAACGAGGAUAGGCUCCAAGGAUCUCAGGCAGCUAUGCGUCGUAAGUACUCCGUGCAGAGGUCCUCCCUCUCUCGCACGUGGCGCAGUUCUGAAUCGUCCAUUCGAGAGACUGACGAGGCUCCUGAUGACGUGGCUCACUCCUGACGCAGACCUACCUCGAAUUGGGAGAAUGGGUCAUGGAUCUCAGCAUGUGGGUUGACCAGAUGCCUCUUUGAUCCCAGCCAAGCAAGGCAUCGGCUUAAUCGGCGGAACUUUCUCGAUCCACAGUGUUGCGAUGGGAAGAUCGAGCGCUUUCGAGAGGAGGCGAUAGUGGUCGCCGAUCGGUGGCUUGGCCACGAGCAGCUGAGGAGCGAGGGGCUGAGGAUGUCAGGGUGGGGAGGUUGA
Molecule: messenger RNA, 557 nt
Organism: Microbotryum saponariae
Lineage: Eukaryota; Fungi; Basidiomycota; Microbotryomycetes; Microbotryales; Microbotryaceae
Source: the annotation of a GenBank genome assembly